Messenger RNA from Saprolegnia parasitica CBS 223.65, 2248 nucleotides. RefSeq lists its product as hypothetical. Gene Ontology annotation, biological process: monoatomic ion transport; transmembrane transport. Bases 488 to 2248 code for a protein of 586 amino acids. Gene Ontology annotation, cellular component: membrane. Lineage: Eukaryota; Oomycota; Saprolegniomycetes; Saprolegniales; Saprolegniaceae. The record is from RefSeq and is a predicted model, not a curated record. Gene Ontology annotation, molecular function: protein-containing complex binding; monoatomic ion channel activity. The transcript has 12 exons.
CUUGCGUCUUUUUAGCUUCGUGUGGAUUUGGUCGUUUUGUCGCAACGCUUCGCGGGAUGGCAACGACAACGACCAAGUCCUCCGUCGUGCCCGCCGAGGCUCCAUGCUCGCCUCGGCGCCCAAGUAAGCUCGUGCGCAGCUUCACCGAGCGUGCGUGGACCGGACUUCGCAUCGAGCCCAACGAGCAGAUGGCGCGCGCAGCGAAAAGCGUCCUCGGCAAGGAAGAGAUCGAGAUCUUCCACUCGCCCAACACGGGUGCGUCGCCGUACAUGCUUCACCCCAACUCGGGCUUCCGGCGCGUCUGGGACGUCUGCGCCGCGUGCUCGGUCGUUUGCGUCUGCCUCCUCACGCCCAUGGAGCUCGGGUUUCAAUCCAUGGACUGGAGUCGACUCUCGGCCUUGGGAACGUUCUUUGACGUCUUCUUCGUCACGGGUAAUACUUGCAUCAUCUUCGACGGCAUCAGCGCGUCGAUGCUCGUGCCUUAGACAUGGUGCUCACCUUUCGGACGGGGUACCUCGUCUCGGGCGAGAUCGUCAUGAACCAGCGCCUCGUCAUGUGGCACUACGCCGAGUCGUGGCUCCUCAUUGACUGCGUCUCCAACUUUCCAUUCUACCUCUUCUACUCGCAUGCGAACCAGUCGUCGGUCAAGUUCCUCAAGCUCCAGAAGAUUCCCAAGAUGCUGCGCUUCGCCCGCCUCCUCAAGUACAUGCGGCAGUACGCCAAGUACUACAACUUUGUGUUGGUCGUCGCCGCCAUCGUCAUCAGCCUCCACGUCCUCACGUGCUUGUGGGCGAGCCUCUUUGAUCAGUGCAUCGAAAACGUCUUUGACGCAGUGACGAAACGCACAUACUGCGACGACAGCCAAAUGGAGCCCAUGUACCUCGAGUCGCUCCUCAACGUCCUCAUGCUCUACACGUCGCUUGGCGAGUACUCGACGUACGCAAGCAUCGGCAACCUCGCGAGCCCGGUCGCGCGCGCAACCCCGACCGUCUACCUCCUCUCGAUCUGCAUCGUCGUCCUCGGGCUCGUGAGCUUGUCCAUCUUCUUGGCCAACAUCAUCUCGAUCUUCAUCAGUUGGGACCAGCAGAGCGCGCUCUUCCGGAAUCGCAUGGACGUCAUCAGUGCCGAAAUGAAGCACUAUGAGAUCCCGCUCGAGCUCCAACGCCGUGUCAAGCGCAACUACGACUACCUCUGGAUCAACCAACGCGCGUACUCGGAGAUGACGCUGCUCUCGCAACGGGGCAUCUCCAAGAGCCUUCGGACUUCGAUCGCCCUCUUUCUGUACAGGGACCUCCUCGAGACCGUCCCGUUUUUCGCCGGCGAGAACGCCAAGCUGCUGGGCCGCAUCUGCCUUGCGCUCGAGACGGCCGUGUACCUUCCUGGCGAUCUCAUCAUCCAAGUCGACGACCUCGGGAAGGAGAUGUUUAUCGUGCGGCGCGGUGUCGUCGAGGUUUUGAUUGCAACUCGGCCGGAGACGGCACCACGUAUUUUGCUCAAGGACGGCGCCUUCUUUGGGGAGACGGCGCUCGUCGUCGAAGUCCGUCGCACGACGUCCGUGCAGUCGGUGACCGUCACGGACCUUAACGUCCUCAACAAGCAGGCGUUUGACGAGAUUGUCGCGGAAUUUCCAGAUUUUUUCCAGAAAAUGAAACGCAUCGUGAUCCAGCGACAGAUGGACAACAUGCACAUUUCAAACGACGCGGACAAGGCCGUGAUCGAGCGCGAACUGAACGCGGUCGUCGACCAGUCGCUUGCAAAGCGAGCGAGCGACGCCUCGUCGCCGUACUGGCACUACUGCCAAGCCAGCAAGACGGGCAACAAGCUCAAGCGCAUCGCCGAGCGCCUCCAGCACAGGACGGCAGACUCGACGACUGCGAUCCCCGUCACUCGCCCCAACCGCCGAAAACGAAGCAGCGCGCACCGAACGCUCAACGUUGCGUCAUCCGGUGUGCGCGCCGUGACCCAAGACACAACCAAAUUGGGACUGGCCAAGAGACCACCCGCGGCGACGCGGCGCUCGGCCGAACCGGUGGACACUGUCGAGCCAAAGCCGAGUCUGGACACGAUUGCCCAGCGUCUCCGGGUCGUCGAGGCGUCCAUUGCAGCGCUGCCGACCUACAUGGCGGCUCUGCAGACGACGAUGCAGCAGCUUCACACCGACCUUGCGCGCCUGCCUACGUCCUCUAGCCAAAAUCCCACCGAGUUGCCGUCGCUUCACGUGUCACCUCUCUCCCCCGAAUCGCGCUAG